Molecule: messenger RNA, 1157 nt
Organism: Medicago truncatula (barrel medic)
Lineage: Eukaryota; Viridiplantae; Streptophyta; Magnoliopsida; Fabales; Fabaceae
Product: probable xyloglucan endotransglucosylase/hydrolase protein B
Exons: 4
Coding region: 88-969 (293 amino acids)
Biological process (GO): xyloglucan metabolic process; cell wall biogenesis
Cellular component (GO): apoplast; cell wall
Molecular function (GO): hydrolase activity, hydrolyzing O-glycosyl compounds; xyloglucan:xyloglucosyl transferase activity
Source: RefSeq, a predicted model, not a curated record
GCAGCCUAUAUAUAAUUAGUUGAAGCCAUGAAGACAAGUAGAGUUGCAUUAGCUUUUACUCGUUGAAACGUAUUUGAAACCAAAAAAAUGGAGUUUUCGUUGUGGAUUCGGUCUCUAAUUUUGUUGUCUCUAACGUCCGCGGCUUUGAGCGCCACCCCGCGAAAGCCAGUAGAUGUACCUUUUGGUCGAAACUAUGUACCAACUUGGGCUUUUGAUCACAUCAAAUACUUUAAUGAAGGUUCUGAGAUUGAACUUCUUCUUGAUAAAUACACUGGUACUGGUUUCCAAUCUAAAGGAUCAUACUUGUUUGGCCACUUUAGCAUGAACAUAAAGAUGGUUCCUGGUGAUUCAGCUGGCACAGUCACCGCUUUUUAUUUAUCUUCCCAAAAUGCGGAUCAUGAUGAAAUAGAUUUUGAGUUUUUGGGUAAUAGAACAGGACAACCUUAUAUUUUACAAACAAAUGUGUUCACAGGAGGCCAAGGUAAUAGAGAACAAAGAAUUUUUCUCUGGUUUGAUCCUACAAAAGCCUACCAUAGAUACUCAGUUCUAUGGAACAUGUAUCAAAUUGUGUUCUUUGUGGACAAUAUCCCAAUCAGGGUGUUCAAAAACAGCAAGAAGUUAGGAGUGAAAUUUCCAUUUGAUCAACCAAUGAAAGUAUACAAUAGUUUAUGGAAUGCAGAUGAUUGGGCAACAAGAGGUGGAUUAGAGAAAACAGAUUGGUCCAAAGCACCAUUCAUAGCAGGUUACAAAAGUUUUCACAUUGAUGGUUGUGAAACCUCAGUUAAUGCAAAGUACUGUGCAAAACAAGGUAGAAAAUGGUGGAAUCGACCUGAAUUUCGUGACCUUGAUGCUGCUCAAUGGAAAAGGAUAAAGUGGGUUCGUAAGAAAUUUACCAUUUAUAAUUACUGUACUGAUAGAACACGUUUCCCUCAGAUACCCCCUGAAUGUAGAAGAGACCGUGACAUUUAAAUUUUUUAUAUACUAUGUAUGUAAUUUUAUUAUAAAUUUGAUCUUGUAUUUAUUUGUAUCAUUAUUUAUUGCCACCGUAUAUUACUCGAACUAUGUAAUAAGGAAUUGAGGUUGAACCCAGUGGAGCCUCUAUGUAAUCUUCAAUCUAUAUUGAUUGGUCAAUUUCAAUGAUAAUAACAACAGUUUGU